UUCUCCUUUGUCUUCUCUCUAUCCAUCCAGCGGCUCUGCUCUCCUUCCUCUCUCUCUCUCUCCGUGCUGCAGCCACACACACGCCCACGGCCCGGCAUUCACCUCUCUCUUCUUCCUCCACAAUGAACCAAGCACCACUAUCUGCUAGACCGUGGCGGCAGAAUCGAGCACGGGUGCGCGCGGCCGUCUCACCCGUGACCGGUGGCUGCUUCGCGUUCGUCGACAGAUUGCGAUGCUGCUGCUGCUCGUAUGGGCUCCCGGUGACCAGGCCAGCAUGCGCUGGGGCUGCCUGGGCUCCCAGCAGCCGGCCUCCCCGCCGCCUCCAACAUCGCCUGGAGAGGAGCUCCUCCGUGCUUCCGAGCCGCCUCCUCGAGCAGGGCAGCCAGAGGGAAGGGAGUCAGCACAUGGAACACAACUGGAACGCCCCGCCUUGGAGCUCGCUGCCUCCGGCAACCUCUUUGUCGGCCUCGUGCUCCUCUGUCUCGAGCACCCCCUCCUGGCCGCCGUCCAUCUCUUGGUGGUGCCUGUUAGGCAGGCGUUGAUGCUUAUCCUCGGCUCUCUCUCUCUCUGUCAGUUGUCUCCUUCAGGCCGAGGAGGAUGAGUGGGGCUCUCGCAGCUGGGCCACUGCGGCCGCGUUGACUGAGGAUGAGCGCGCGUGUCCGGCGCAUAUGGCCCGUCCUCCGCGCCUCCGCUCCUGCUCCUCCUCUCGCCCGGGCAACGUCCCGCUCACGCCCUUCAUGUGCUCGCCGCCGUCGUUCUGCGCCCGAUCGGAUCGGGAGCACCGCAGCUCGAUACAGCCCAAAAAGAUCUUGAACCGUUUUUUCUUUAACUCACCGAGGACUGCGGGUUGAAUAGCCGAAAUAGUAGGGGGUUUUCUGCAAACAUUCUGACGUACGACCAGAAGCACUCCAUGCUUUAUUAGUAGGGAAAAGAUAUACAUGUCAACUAUUUCAUGCCCUCUU
Messenger RNA from Triticum dicoccoides, 962 nucleotides. RefSeq lists its product as uncharacterized. The record is from RefSeq and is a predicted model, not a curated record. Lineage: Eukaryota; Viridiplantae; Streptophyta; Magnoliopsida; Poales; Poaceae. The transcript is spliced from 3 exons. The coding region runs from base 123 to 542 and encodes 139 amino acids.